UGACGCAUAUAUUAUGCGACGAAAUUUUGAAGCACCGGCUUCGUCACUGCUGGACACAACAUUAUUUGAAAUAAUGCUAAUAAUUUUAACAAGCAACCAAUUUUUAUGUUUUUGUGGAUGUUCCGCUUGAUUAGAGAGGAUGUGAUAAAGUCCCAUAAACGCCUAAAAAUAGCAAACGACGUUUAUUUUCCCCUGUGGAUGAACUGCAGUCGAGUUUUUCUUUUUUCAUGAAUUACUUUUAUAUUAAAAAGAAAAUUGACUGACAGCAUCCCUCCUGAACUCCCUCGCUAAGAGCCAGUCUGGUCCUUAAAACCAGAUGAAUAAGUGCUUCUUGGGAAGCAGCUCCCGCAGUGAAUCUCUCCUGUCACACUUGUGGACCGUGCUGGGCUCCGGUAGCCCAUCCAUGCCUGUGAUCCCCAUCCCACGGCGGGUGCGCAGCUUCCAUGGCCCCCACACCACCUGCAUGCACUCGGCCUGCGGGUCGUCGCACACGUCCAAGCUGGUGCGCACCAAGUACAACAACUUCGACCUGUACCUGCGCUCCCGCUGCAUGUACAGCUUCCUCCGCUUCCUGCUCUACUUCGGCUGCAGCCUGCUGACCUCUCUGCUCUGGGUGCUGCUCUCGGUCGUCUUUUUCCUGCAGUACGUCAGCGUGCGCGUGCUCCUGCGGCUGCAGUACAAACUGUCAGUUAUACUGCUUCUGCUGGGCCACCGGCGCCUGGACUUUGGCGUGCUCAACGAUCUGAUCAUCUACAGCAUGCACAUCACCAUGUUUCUGGUGGGGGGGCUCGGUUGGUGUUUCAUGGUGUUUGUGGACAUGUAGCCUGAUCCUUGUGAAGAACUUUUCAUUCGAGGGGACAGUGUGACUUGAGCAUUGUGUGGCGCUUCAGAACCUCACCUAAACACCUGUAGCGUAAACUGUAAAAUUAUUUUUGUUGUUCAGCUUUUCUUUUUCAAAAGCACCUUUCUGACAUUUAGCUUCUAAAAUCCUAUAUAAUCCAGCUAGAAUUGACCACAUCAAAGCAGCCCAGAAGCCAUGUGUGGCACGAAGAUUUUAGUUUACACUUUUUUAAAAACAGUCGGAUCAGUCUCAAGUAAUGAGCCCACACUGAUGAGGCAGUGUGGAGUUAAAACGGGACCAAGAGCAUCACAGUCUGUGUAUUUUGAUGUAUUUCAAGCCAGUUUAAAUCAUUUCCAUGAACUUGACAUGUCACUGUGAUGGAAAAUAUAAAUGUCGUUGCAUGAUCUAUGAACAUAUGACGGAUGUGCUUUGUCACUAUGUGAUGCAAGCCAGCAGCACUUGAGCAGUGUUUCUAAAAGCUCACUACAUCUAAGGUUAUGUAUCUCAUGUUGUGUAAAAACAUGUAAAUAUGUGUUUACGUUAGAAMCAAGUAAACAUGCAGUGAAAGUA
Austrofundulus limnaeus is the source of this 1411-nucleotide messenger RNA. RefSeq names its product transmembrane protein 250 (gene tmem250). The coding region runs from base 317 to 823 and encodes 168 amino acids. The record is from RefSeq and is a predicted model, not a curated record. NCBI's taxonomy places the organism in Eukaryota, Metazoa, Chordata, Actinopteri, Cyprinodontiformes, Rivulidae. The transcript has 2 exons.